AUGGCUGCCUUGCCAACACCCUCUGCCUCGCGGUCGCGAGGGGCCGCCUUUGCCGGUGCCACGGGGAGGACUGGGGCGUCCCAGAAAAGUGCUCGCACGGCGCUCGCGGCGCGAGGAGGAGAGGAGCGAGAUGUGGAGAUGUCUGAGGUUGCGAGCUGGACGGGCCUUACUCCUGGCAAGGAGUACCGGCUGCAGACGAUGUCCAUCGAAGAGGUGGCCGAGAACACCAGUACUAUCCGGUCACUGGAUUGGGAUCGUGACCGUUUUGACAUCGAGUUCCGCUUGGAGCGUGGGACAACCUACAACUCCUACAUCAUCAAGGGCGCCGAGAAGACGGCACUGAUCGACACGUCGCAUGAAAAGUUCGAGGAGCUGUAUACUGCUGCACUCCGGAAGGAGCUGGAUCUGGGUAGCUUGGACUACCUGAUUGUAUCCCACACAGAGCCGGACCACUCCGGCCUCAUUGGAAAAGUCCUUGACCUUGCAGCCGCACAAGGUAAUGAGAAGCUUGAGGUGAUCGGCUCCAAGAUGUGCAUCGCCUACUUGCAGAACUUGGUGUUCCAGCCCUUUAAGAACAGAGUCGUGCAGAAUGGCGUCCAACUGGAUCUGGGAGGCGGCCACAACCUAGAGUUUGUGAUCGCGCCGAACCUCCACUGGCCAGACACAAUGUUCACCUUCGACCACAAGACCGGGAUUCUUUUCACCUGUGAUGCCUUUGGCAUGCAUUACUGCUCCGAUGAGCCGGAAGACGUUGAAGGCGUCAAGGAGCUACUGCCGCAUUAUGCGACCUACUACGACUGCCUGAUGAAACCCAACGCGCGCUCGGUACUCACAGCCCUGAAGAAGAUCCAAGAUUUCGAUCUGAAGGUUGUGGCUACCGGCCAUGGUCCGAUGCUCUCGCAGAACUUGGACACCUUCGUUGAGUACUAUCGCUCGUGGAGUGAGAAGGCUACCGCCAAGAUCGGUCCAUGCGUGGCAGUCUUCUGGGUGAGCCACUUUGGUGAGAGCGAGCGUUUGGCACAGCUCUUCGCACAUGGGCUUACCAGCUGCGGUGUGAAUGUGGAGAUGCAUGACCUCAAUGCAGUGGAUGCUUUGGAGAUAAUGGAGUGCGUGGGCCGCAACCAGAUUAUUGCCUUCACGGCGCCGCCGCGCGAGACGCAGGCGGCCACCAACAUCGGCAGUCUCGUGGCCAACCUGAAGCCAAAGAAGCACCAAUUCGUGGUCUUGGACAGCUGCGAAGAUGCCCAGGAGCCCGUGGCUCUGCUCCGAAGCAGGAUGCUGAAAGCGGAUAUCCCGGAAGCCCUGCCGGCAAUGGAGGUGAAAACCCGACCCAUCACGACGCAGGUGCUUCACAGCUUCGAGGAGGCCGGCAUGCAGAUGGGCAAAAAGCUCUCGCAGAAGAGCAAAGCAGCAGCUGCAAAGAGCCAGGACAAGGAUCUUUCCAAAGCUCUCGGGCGCCUGGCGAGCUCCCUUUACAUCGUCACAGCCAAGAAGGCUGGAGUUCGGCACGCCAUGGUUGCCAGUUGGGUGACGCCAGCUUCCAGUAAGCCGUUGGGUGUUUCCGUCACCAUCGCCAAGGAGCGCGCCAUGGAACCUUUGCUUCGAAUUGGUGAUACCUUCAGCUUGAACAUCCUGGAGGAGGGAAAGCCUCAGACGUUGCAGGUGAUGAAGCACUUCCUGCAGCGCUUUGCUCCCGGCGUCGACCGCUUGGAGGGCGUGGACCACAUCGAAGGAAGCAACGGCGCCGCCAUUCUCCGGUCAGCGUGCGCAUACCUCGAAUGCAAGAUGAUUUCGCGCAUGGAUGCGGGCGAUCACUGGGUAGGUUCUGUGGCUAUCUGGGAGUUCCAAGUUGAUCCAACUCGAGGUUUGAAACAUGAGGUUCUGGAACCUCUUGAGGAGCCUUAG
Molecule: messenger RNA, 1905 nt
Organism: Symbiodinium pilosum
Lineage: Eukaryota; Dinophyceae; Suessiales; Symbiodiniaceae
Source: the annotation of a GenBank genome assembly